This is a messenger RNA of Engraulis encrasicolus (European anchovy), 2282 nucleotides long. RefSeq names its product transmembrane protein 198-B-like. The record is from RefSeq and is a predicted model, not a curated record. The transcript has 7 exons. Gene Ontology annotation, biological process: positive regulation of canonical Wnt signaling pathway. The coding region runs from base 730 to 1854 and encodes 374 amino acids. NCBI's taxonomy places the organism in Eukaryota, Metazoa, Chordata, Actinopteri, Clupeiformes, Engraulidae. Gene Ontology annotation, cellular component: plasma membrane; cytoplasmic vesicle.
AAAACACGCGUAACCUAUCCGGGGAUCUACCCAAAUGGCAGGUCAGCGUUACCCUCGCGGAAUGCUACCUAAAAUCGGAACGAGAAUGUGGUGUGUUGUACAAGCUUUUAGAAUCGAUUGGUAUGCGUAGCCUAGCUCUCACCCACACAAAGAGAUGCUCUCUUCAGCGCAGUCACUCGCUCGCAGCAGCUGCCUGUGCUAUUCUACCUAAUUGAAGCAGCGACGUAAUCAGUAUCAUCAUCAUCACCGCCAGUGGGUGACUGAGUGGGUGUCAAAACGAAGCACAUUUAAAAACGGUCGAGGAGAAUUUGCAAGCAUUGCUCCCGAAAGCAAGUAAGUCGUUCGUUGCCCGUGGACAUCGCUGGCAGCAUCCCCGCCGGAUGGGGCGGUCAUAGGACGAGGUGCUGCAGACGGCUUUCUCUUGCUGGACUUUGUGGAGAGGGAGAGAGAUGCUGCUAUCCAACGCGCCGAAUUCCUGGAUCGGGCGAUUCAGCAGAAGAGGCAGCCGAAUGACACACAGCUGUUGCGAGGGUGUAGGUUGUCGGACUGGUGACAUCCCCUAAACAUCCAGCUCCCCCCUCCCUUCCUCCUCCUCCUCCUCUUCCUCCUCUUCCUCCUCCUCCUCACCCUACCUUCCUCCUCCUCCUCUUCCUCUUCUAUCUCCUCCUCCGCUAUCUGCUUCCACUUUCACUCUCUCGCUCGCUCGCUCUUUGCAACCCCGCAAUCACCAUGACGUCCACCCUGGCGACGCUAUUGGCCAAGUCCAAGGUGGACCUGCCCACUCCGGAGGUUGGCACCGAGCGAUUGGGCGGCUGCGAGGAGGAGCGGCGCUAUGAGGUGGUGCCCUCCGUGGUGUGUUCCAUGUGCUGCCUCUUCGGAAUCAUCUACUGCUUCUUUGGCUACCGCUGCUUCAAGGCGGUGAUGUUCCUGACGGGCCUGAUGUUCGGCUCGGUCAUCAUCUUCAUGCUGUGCUACAAGGAGCGCGUGCUGGACACCCAGCUGAGCGUGGAGGCCUCGGUGGGGAUCGGCCUGGGCAUCGGGACACUGUGCGGACUGGUCACCAUGCUGGUGCGCAGCGUGGGACUCUUCAUGGUGGGGCUGCUGCUGGGGCUGCUGGCCGGCGUGGGCACGCUGGUGGGCAUGGAGGAGCUGUCGGGCUCCCCUCCGCGCACCGUGUGGGUGCCCCUGGGCGUGCUGCUGGGGCUGGGCAUGCUGUUCGCCGUGCUCACCCUGCAGUGGCAGCGCUUCUUCGUCACCCUCUCCACCGCCUUCUUCGGCGCCGCCGUCAUCGCCGUGGCCGUCGACUACUUUGUGGAGGUCUUUGCGCUGGUGCGCUAUGUGCUGGAGAGGGUCAAGGCGCACCCCCGAGCCCGGCCCGUGUGCUGGGUCACCUGGGUGGUGCUGGGGGUGUGGCCUGCCCUGGCGCUCCUGGGGGUGCUGAUACAGUGGAGGGUUACGGCCGAGGGAUACUCACACACUAAAGUGGUGAUCAGCCGGCAGCAGCGCCGCGUGCAGCUGAUGCGUAUCCGCCAGAAGGAGGAGCGGCGCGAGAGCGGCAGCCGCAGCAAGAAGAAGAAGAAGCAGCCUCCUCAUCCUCACCACACGCACCCGCCCAAGGCCAUGCACCCCGAGCCCGCCUACAGACGCAAGCCGCAGCCAAUCAGGCGCUACGACGGGGACGUACUGUCUCCCAGUUACAUCCAGAGUUUCCGUGAGCGGCAGGUGGAGGGUGGUGGUGCGUACCCGGGGAGCAGGCUCUCAGGGGGCCACACCUCCGUGGACAUGGACUACGACUGUGGCUCCACCGUCCCCCUCACCGCCACCGCGGGGCCCUCCUCCAACCUCCGCAUAUGACACCCCCCCCCACCCCAGACGACCUCCUGUGACCCCCAAACGACCUUUGACCCUUGGCCUACUGUUGAGGUGACAUCGGGAUUGUGGCCUGGGCCUGUAACCACCACGGCGGGGCCAUCCACCGUCUGCAUAUGACCCCCCCCUAAAAUGCCCUCCGCAUAUGACCCCCACAUGACCUUUCAACUUUGGCCUCUGGCUUACUGUAGAGGUGCCAUCAGGGCUCGAGCGUCCCUCUGGCAGAGGCUCACCGGGGUCUGGGGGACCAUCCAACCACUGCAUAUGAUCCCACUACCCCCCAUGACCCCCCCUCCUAGACUGAACUUUCACCUUUGACCUCUGGCUUACAGGUGCCAUCAGGGCUCACAUUGUGGUGGAGUCAACAGUGUGGCCCUCUGACUUGGCUGGCAGUGUAGAAGAACUGACGGGUU